GCUGGUGGCUGGAGAUGCAGCAUCUCGGAUCCCCCCCCCAAUAACACCAGGGGGGAAAAAUAAGGAAAAGCAAGGUGGGAGGAGAGAGAGAGAGACCUUUCGGUCCUCAUCAACCGGGCUGGCAGCUACAUCCCUUCCAGAAAAGCCAGGCGAAAAACCACUGUAAACUAAAAGAAAAAAACAACAUGAGAGCAUCUUGUCUUUGCACGCUGUGAAAAUCCUCUUUUUUUCUUCCAUCCCUGCAGGUCUCUCUCUUCCCCCCCUCCUUUUGUUUUUCCUUUACAAAAGGUGCUUUCUCUCUCUCUUUUUUUUUCCCUCCUCCUUGCAUCGUAACCCAACCGGUGCAGAGUUUCUGAGAGCAGGAAAGGGGGAGGAAUUGGGGGGGUUGCUCCCCCCUUUUCCCCAACAGCCCCCCUCCAUGUCUUUUCUCCCUCUCUCUCGUCCCUGGUUCGCACCUGGAUCCCGGAUUGCUGCAGCCCGGAGGGGGAGAUGAAACCCGAGGCAAGACAGAGACAGGUGUAAAAGGAGGAGCAGGAGAGAAAAAGAAGCAGAGGAAAAUUUCCCCUUCGAAAAGCUUGGAGAGAGCCGGGUGUGUGGUUUUUUGCUUCUUUUUUAAUCGAGAUCUGCAGCAGAAAGGGGGAAGAAAGAGAGGAGAAAAUCUUAACUUCCCGAGGACUCCAGACCAUUCAAGGUGUGAACGGCCCUACGCGUGAACAUCAUGAUCCCCCUCUCUCUGCUGAUCAUCCUUAUCCUCAUCUGGGAGGCACGGAUCGAGGCCCUGUUCCCCGAAGAACCUGGCCCCAUCAGUGUGGCCCUGGAUGACUAUGUGAAGCAAUAUUCUGUGUUCGUGGGCAACAGGGUGGGCCGAUUCUCCAGCCAAGAUGGGGGAGCCGAGCGCCUGAAUAUUCAACGGAUGCUGAUUGUCAACCGGACUUUGUACAUAGGGGAACGGGAUAACUUGUACCGCAUCAGUUUGGAACCCACUUCAGCUGGAGAGAUGCGCUAUCAUCGGAAAUUGACAUGGACAUCAAAUCAGCAUGAUAUAAACAUCUGCCGGAUGAAGGGGAAACACGAGGCAGAAUGCCGGAAUUUCAUUAAAGUCCUACUCCUUCGCAAUGACAACAUGCUGUUUGUGUGCGGGACCAACGCUUUCAACCCGAUAUGCGCCAACUAUAGCAUGGAUGCUCUUGAACUCAUCGGGGACAACAUCAGCGGCAUGGCCCGGUGCCCUUACGACCCCAAACACGCCAACGUCGCCCUCUUCACAGGGGGCAUGCUCUUCACCGCCACCGUGACGGACUUCUUAGCCAUCGAUGCGGUCAUCUAUCGCAGCCUCGGGGACAGUCCGACCCUGCGCACCGUCAAGCAUGACUCAAAGUGGUUCAAAGAACCCUACUUUGUCCACGCCGUGGAGUGGGAAAGCCACGUCUAUUUCUUCUUCCGGGAGAUUGCCAUGGAAUUCAACUACCUAGAGAAGGUGGUGGUCUCACGGGUGGCGCGCGUGUGCAAGAACGACCUGGGAGGCUCCCAACGGGUGCUGGAGAAACAGUGGACGUCCUUCCUCAAAGCUCGGCUCAACUGUUCAGUCCCGGGGGAUUCCCAUUUUUACUUCAACGUCAUCCAGUCGGUCACGAACAUCUUAGAGAUCGACGGGAGACCGGUGGUCCUGGCCGUCUUCUCCACCCCCACCAACAGCAUCCCCGGGUCGGCCGUCUGCGCCUUCGACAUGUCCCAAAUCGCCUCCGUCUUCGAAGGACGCUUCCGGGAACAAAAAUCUCCGGAAUCAAUCUGGACCCCGGUGCCGGAGGAGUUGGUGCCGAAGCCGCGGCCCGGUUCUUGCACCGCUCCGGGAAUGCGCUUCAACUCCUCCAGCUUCCUCCCGGACGAGAUCCUCAACUUCGUCAAGACGCAUCCGCUGAUGGACGAGUCGGUGCCCUCGCUGGGCAACGCUCCCUGGAUCAUCCGGACUAUGGCCCGGUAUCAGCUGCGGAAGAUUGUGGUGGAUCCUGCGGCCGGACCUUCCCGGAACCACACCGUCGUCUUCCUGGCCUCCGACGUGGGCACGGUCCUGAAGUUUCUCAUCCGAGCCAACAUCAGCAGCAGCGCCACGACCCUACGAGCGAGUAGCCGCAGCUUGCUGCUGGAGGAGUUCGAAACCUACCCGAGUGACAAGUGCGGAAAAGACAACGUCGCUGAGCGCAGACUUCUGGGAAUGGAACUGGAUAAAGCCACAAGCUCGCUUCUGCUGGCGUUCACCCCCUGCGUGGUCCGCGCGCCUCUGGCCCGGUGCCACCAGCACUCCGGCUGCAUGAAGAGCUGUUUAGGGAGUCGGGACCCCUACUGCGGCUGGACCCCGGAAGGAUCGUGUAUUUUUGUGGAUCACAAUACCAGGGUUCCCUUUGAGCAAGACAUCAGCGGGGCCAGGACUUCACAUCUCGGGGACUGCGAAGGGCUGAUGACCGAAAGUUUUGUGGACGAACCGGACGGCCUGGUGUCGGUCAACCUGCUGGUGAUCUCCUCCGUGGCGGCCUUCGUCAUCGGGGCGGUGAUCUCGGGCUUCAGCGUCUGCUGGUUUAUCGGCCACCGCGACCGGAAGGAGCUGGCCCGCCGGAAGGAUAAAGAGAACAUCCUUUCUCACAGCGAGUCGGUGGUGAGCGUCAGCCGGAUGGGCGAGCGGCGGGCUCGGGGGGCCCCCGGCGGUGGCCCGCCGGAGAACCUGCUGGCCCCCUUGAUGCAGAACGGCUGGCCCAAGGGGCUCAUCAAAGUCAGCCAGCACGACCUCGAUUCGGGGGUGCUCCCGACACCGGAGCAAACUCCCUUGCAGCAGAAGAGGUGCCCCAAACCCUGCACGUGGGAAUACAGCCACAACCUCAUCAACGCUUCCCUGCGGGGCGGGGACCCCCCGUCCUCCGUGAUCCUCCUCCACGCGGGCCACACCCCGGUGUCUGCGCACCACCUCGGCUCAGGGAGGGUCCUCCCCGUUUCCUGCCACUCCAUGCUGAUGGACCAGGACUUGGAGAGCGGAAGCAGGGACCUGCCGCUGGACAUGUGCUACCUCCCGGUCAGCGGCAACGAAGGGGGCCCCCGGGGGCCCCAACAGAUCCCCGCGUUGCACAGAUCCUGCGGGGCGCGGGGCUCCCACGGGGGGGAGCUGCCCAUCACACCCCACGACAGCCCGGACCGGCGGCGGGUGGUGUCGGCCCCCAGUGGGGAGACGGGGGACCCCGCUCAGUGGCACCCGGAAAAGCUGAACUCGAAUAGUAACAACGCCACCUGCAAGGCCACCCCCGGGCACCUGAAGCGCACCCACACGUUCAACAGCGGGGAGGGCCCGGCGGGGUACGCCCGGGCACAGCAACGGCCGCCCACGCUGGGCCCCCAGCACUCGCUCACGGACUUCAGCCACCUCCUGAAAUAUGGGGGCCUCGAGCAGACUCCCUCCUCGGUCAAAUAGGAGAGCCGGCCCCCCCCGGGUGUGUGUGGCUUGGCUUGGUGACCCCCCUUUCCUGGCCGAACAGGGGAGGUUGGGGUUCGCGGUGGCAAAGUGGAGGGGCGAGAGACGGACACGGAGACCCUCGUUCCCCUCUGGGGAGGGACCGAGGGCGGGGACCCAUGCUCCCCCCCUCCCCUGGUAUACGGAUUGUCGGGGAGACGGGGGGGAGGUUAAGCAGAGAGAGGAUGCCAGAGGCAGGGGGGAAAGGGGGGGGAACGGACCCUCUUCUGUGUACAUCUCCGUGUGUUUUCGAGGGCCCCCCCAUCCCGUCCAUUCUCCGUUGGACCCUUCCUCAAUUUUACGUGGCUCCUACUUCCCUCCCCCCACAAAGACAGGCGACCGGUGGAUGAGGGGACGCUCCCAAAUCCACUCUGGAAAAGCUCUCUUAUUAGAAUAAUAAUUAUUAAUCUUACGGCAACGGGACAGGAUGGAACAGUGGUCACAGCAGGAGGGCAGACACCACAGCCCGUCUCGGCUGCUCGAGAAGACGGAGAAGACCGCCCGCCAGAUUUGAAGGCCGUCUCCUCAGUUGCUCUCCCUCCCCAUCCCUUUCUUUCUCUCCUUUUUCCCCCCCCUCUUUGGGGAACAGUUGGGGGCUGGACGCAUGGUAUGAGAUUGUGAAAGGGUUUUUUUUUGUUUUGUUUUGUUUUUUAUGAUAUGAAUUAACAACCAGAUCCUCCUUAUAAGCCAGGUUUUGAAUUUCCCUCCUUCUCGGGGGACAGUUGGGAUUUUUAGGUACGCACACGCAAAACUGUACAUUCCGGAUUAACCUAGGAGGAAAUGGGGUUCGAAGGAGGGUUCUUUUCUCAUAGGGGGUGCAUCCGCACACCCCGGCAGCUUCCCCCCCUUUACAGGAUCAAGAAUCGUCUCUUGUUCCCGGUUUUCAAACGGUGCUACCAGUGAGCAAAACAGGAGUGCGACAACGCCCCUCGGUUUAAUCAUUCCUGUCAAUGCUGCAGGUUUCUUACUCCCUUUGACAAAAACUUUUGGGGUGCUCUGGCUGUGACCCCCCCUCCCAGACGUUUCUGUUGUGUUCGGAGGCAUGGCUUGCUGCCAGUAAGACAGGAAGAGGUGGCUGCCAUGGAAUGCCCAUAAGCACUACAACCGCUCUGUCCGCAGGGGAAAAGUUAAGGAUCUGGGGACUGGACCGUCUGGGUGCUGCGUACGUUGCAGGGAUGGGGAAAGAGUUCCUUUCAGCAAUUUCCAUGUUUUCCCCACAUUUGAGCUGGGAAAGUGGGGGGGGCGGGAAGGAGAGGGAGGAUCAGCAACCCGGGUGUCCAUGGUAGCUCCGUACGAGUCGACUGGUCCACCACCAUGCACACGUAAGAAAGCUCCAGCAUCCCCCUCCCUGGGCAUCGCCUCUUCUCUCACAGGGAAAAAAAUAUAUAUAUCUUAAUAAGCACACUGACUAAAGAGUGUGGGAAGCAUGCACGGCCCGCGGGAUAACAUAGCGGGCCAGUAUGACGCCACUUCUCUCGUGACCUGUGCUCGCCGCCCGGUGACUUUUCAUCUUCUAAAUAUGCGCGUCUCCUGCAUGCUACAGCAGUACAAACUUGUCUGUAUCGCUCUGUGGGAAACAAAUCCAUUAUUUUUUUUCCGUCCAAUAAACUUUUGUU
Molecule: messenger RNA, 5109 nt
Organism: Pogona vitticeps (central bearded dragon)
Lineage: Eukaryota; Metazoa; Chordata; Lepidosauria; Squamata; Agamidae
Source: RefSeq, a predicted model, not a curated record